Molecule: messenger RNA, 3602 nt
Organism: Anopheles gambiae (African malaria mosquito)
Lineage: Eukaryota; Metazoa; Arthropoda; Insecta; Diptera; Culicidae
Product: ubiquitin-conjugating enzyme E2 Q2
Exons: 8
Coding region: 1440-2684 (414 amino acids)
Biological process (GO): protein polyubiquitination
Cellular component (GO): nucleus
Molecular function (GO): ubiquitin conjugating enzyme activity
Source: RefSeq, a predicted model, not a curated record
UUGGGUGGGCGUGGUGUGAUGAUGGGAAAAAGUGCCCAAGCACCGGCGGAAGUGCUGAAGGGAGGGUAUAGCAUAAGCAAAGUGGGCAUUGAUGUUUUCUCUGUGACAGCGCGAACAUUGUGACGUAUGUAAAGCGUAUGUGUGUGUGUGUUUGUGUACGUGCGUCGUGACUGUUUGUUGGAAUGUGUGCUGGGAUCAGCGAUUAUAGUAGAGGGUUCCUUUUGUGAUGUACCUGCAGCGCAGGAACCAAACCGGUUAUCGGAGAUGUUCGAUCAAGGAAGCAAUCGAAAGCUGUUUUCAUAGAAUUCCCAAACCACGAAAUAAUACCAUUGCAAAAAAGGCUGAAAUAAGCGAUAAACCGUCACCACUAUAUCGUUUGACACAGGAAGUGCUCGGGGGACGGUUUGUUACGUUGGACGUGAGCCCGUCGUGCGUGUGCAUGUAUGUGUAUGUGUAUGCGCGGGCGCGCUCUUGUGUUUGUGUGCUGCAUCUCUUGAACGGUACAUUCGAAACCGCACAUAUCCUCGACAACCAAGCAACCAAGGCAAGCGCCCAACAAAAAAGAAGAAUAAAAAAUCAACGUUGUUCUUUCCGGGUAGGGAUGAAGAAGAAGGAUCAAGUCCAAUGCAAAAAAAACACAGCAGCAGACUCUAGCACCAACUGUCAGUUCGUUGUCGCAAACGUCAAGAUCCUUUCGCUGCAAUUGGAGCUGCUUUGGUUCUUAGUUCGAUCUCUCGUUAAGCCAAUUUCCGUCAGUAUUUUUAUUCGUUUCAAACUAAUUUUUACUGCGGCAACAAAGACGUCUCCAGUUCAAGUGUAGCGGUGUGUGUCCUGAUUCCCUCCCACCCCAAUGCACGUACUCGCUAAUAAACAAUAACACAGCACAAUCUCACGCGAGCGCGCAGAGUACGGUUGAGCUGCAGCGGCACCCUGUUUCCUUGCGCCAGAGCGAGAAGCCAACAGUGUGCGUGCAGCCUGUGUGUCGAACCUGCUCCAGCGAGUGGGUGGGCGUGUGUGUGUGCGUGCGUUCGUGCGUGCGUGCGCGUUCCUGUAUCCUAGUGUGCUGCGGAGUGAAAAACAACCUGUCAAACUAGGACGACCUCUCUCCCCUGCGGGUUCCAUUCGCAUCAUCUUGUGAGUGAAAGCGAGGGAGUGUUUUGGAAGUUAAAUUGUGUCCCUUGUUCUAUGUGCGUGUGUGUUAGUGAAGCAAAACAGUGACCGGAAGUGGCCAAACGGGAAAGCUCCCGGUCGGGAAAGAGUUCCUGCCUAUCCCAUCAAAAGGACACUGCAUCUCGCAUCUCGUGUCUUGAGGUGCCCAUCAUCCGCCCAGUUUCAGCACUGCCUGCUGUACGCAUCCUACUGUCCGGGCGUGCCACAGGGUGUAGUGUGAGGAACCACUACACCUUGCCUCCUCCGGGGGUUCCGGUCGGUCCGGCACGAUGGCGUGCCUGAAUACGCUGAAGCUAGAAAUCAAAACGCUCGAGCAGGUCUUCCCCAAGAACCAUGAACGGUUCCAAAUCCUUAACGCCACGGUGGACGAGCUGUGCUGCCGUUUCAUCGGGCGCAACGGCAAGCAAUACGUAAUCCAUGCCAACAUUACGGAAACGUAUCCAUCCACGCCACCAGUAUGGUUCGCCGAGAGCGAAGACACAAGUAUUAGUAACGCUGUACAAAUACUUACGAACACGAAAGGUUUAGAUAAUCACGUUAUAAAUCAGGUACACAUAUUGCUGCGCGAACUCUGCCGACAGCAUACGGUCCCACUACCUCCCGAUCUGGAAACGCUGAAGAAAGCCUUCCAGCCGAACGGUGGCGCAGCCGGGGCACACCUACACCCAGCCGCCCAGCUCCACCAGCACGGUAUGUCACCUCAGCAGCUUCUUCCGGCGCACCAGCAACACCAGCAACUGCAGCUCCAGCAGCAGCAGCAACAGGCGAUCGACGAGAUCGACUCCGACUGUGAUGAUAUUGAGGAUGUGGUCGGCGACAGCGACCAGGAAAGCGAAGGCGAAGAGGACCUGCCCCUCGAGAUGGACGAUGGCCGUAGCACGGCAAAGAAAGACGAAAUGGAGGUAGAACACCUAGCAACACUGGAAAGAUUAAGACAAACGCAACGGCAGGAUUAUUUGAAGGGUUCGGUGUCCGGCUCGGUCCAAGCAACGGAUCGACUGAUGAAGGAGCUGCGAGACAUUUACCGGUCGGACUCGUUCAAAAACAACAUGUACUCGAUAGAGCUGGUGAACGACUCCAUCUACGAGUGGAACAUCCGCCUCAUGUCGGUCGACCCGGACAGCCCGCUGCACAACGAUCUGGUCCUGCUGAAGGAGCGCGAAGGCAAGGACAGCAUACUGCUGAACAUCAUUUUCAAGGAGACGUACCCGUUCGAGCCACCGUUUGUGCGUGUUGUGCAUCCAAUCAUAUCCGGUGGUUACGUACUGGUCGGUGGUGCCAUCUGCAUGGAGCUGCUCACGAAGCAAGGCUGGAGCUCGGCUUACACCGUGGAGGCGGUCAUCAUGCAAAUAGCGGCCACACUAGUCAAGGGCAAGGCGCGAAUACAGUUCGGACCCACCAAGUCUCUUUCCCAGGGCCAGUACAGCUUAGCUAGAGCGCAGCAAAGUUUCAAAUCGCUCGUGCAAAUCCACGAAAAGAACGGAUGGUUUACACCCCCCAAGGAGGAUGGUUAAGAGUUGGGAGAGGGGAGGGCAAACGCCGUUCCACGAUGCUGUUGCAGCGCUUCGCUUCCGUGCUCUGUUGUUGAUGCUGUAGUGUAGUAGUAGUGUCAGCGUCUUAUAACAGUGAAACACGACCGAAAGCAACGGCAUCGCGCUAGUUCUUCUAACAAUAAUCGUUCGUUCUUUAAGCUUUUAGGUUCCUAGACUUAAGUGUAGAUGCGAGUACGAAUGGAGAUGGGAUGGUUCUGGAGCGAUACGGAUGAAUGCGUCUAUCAAAAUUGCGUGCGUGCGUGCGUGCGUGCGUGAGCGUGCUUGUGUUAUGUUUGUGUGUAGAAAACUUCGGAAAGAUCGUAUGCGCGUGAAUGGGGUAAAAACACUCUCGAAAGCAAAAGGGAUCGGUAGAGUGGGCUAGUAACGUAUGGGGGAAGUCGGGGGAUAGCUGCAGAACUUCACACAGAGAGAGAAACGCUGGAAGAAGCCACUUUAAAUAAGCUUAGUAAAUAGGAAAUGGUGAGAUACUGUUUGAGAAUUCGUUUCAGAAAGAAGGAUUUAGAAAAGGGAGAGAAAGAGAGCGGAGUGUUAGUAGAGCACAUUUUCAACCUUUUGUUCGUACACUAUCUAUACAACCAAACACCAUUCAAUAUUCAGCACCGCCGUACACACAACAAUCACAACACACACACCCACACAGCAGUGAAAGAUCUUCUUAUCAUAAAGUAUAUUUUAAACCAGCAUCUCCUAUAGUAGGGAAGUGAAAUGGAUAGGAAUUCGGGCGGAAGAUACCGAUCGGCACUAAAAAAAAUGCACAUGUGCAUACAGACGGGCAUUCUAUAACAGUUCUGUUUAUUCUUUGUACUGUAAUUCCCUACCUGACUCUGCACUGAAGGUGUGAACUACAUGCAGAAUAUUAAAACACAUCUUGGAACCGCA